Molecule: messenger RNA, 1684 nt
Organism: Sabethes cyaneus
Lineage: Eukaryota; Metazoa; Arthropoda; Insecta; Diptera; Culicidae
Gene: Sfxn2
Product: sideroflexin-2
Exons: 7
Coding region: 363-1331 (322 amino acids)
Biological process (GO): monoatomic ion transport; serine import into mitochondrion
Cellular component (GO): mitochondrial inner membrane
Molecular function (GO): monoatomic ion transmembrane transporter activity
Source: RefSeq, a predicted model, not a curated record
GUCGUGAAUAUCCUUUUUAGCUCGUAAGGUGAAAUAAGUUGUCUAAAGUUUGAUGUAUAACUCUCGUUGCUGUGAUUUUUGAUUAUAAAAUAAGCUAUCUUAGUAUAGAACUAACAUCGUAAGUGUUGAACUAACACUAAAUUGUGCUGUCUGUUAGCGACAAUUAUUCUAAAUUUUCGAUUCCACAUCAGACUAACAACAGACUUAUGAAGCAUCUACUGCUAUAUAGUAAAAACUUUGGCCAAAACGAGUUUGAAUACUGCACAUGGAUACCAGAAUGAAAAAUUAAAUUAACUAUUAGAAGCACUUAUGGAACCUCAAAGGACGCUACUUUAUUUCAUACGAAGGACUGCUGAGGAAUCAUGGCAAACCACAUUGAUAUCGACAAGCCACUGUGGAAUUUAAAUUCGUUUACCGGUCGCUUCAUGCAUUUUUUUUGGGUAACUGAUCCGAGAACAUGUUUUACUUCGGAGGACGAUUUGCUAAAGGCUAAAGAUUUGGUCCUGAAAGUAAGACAAGGCAAUCAACCAACCGAUGUAUCAAUUGAAGAAAUUAUUCAUGCUAAAAAACUGUAUGAGAGUGCAUUUCAUCCUGAUAGUGGAGAAUUGCAAAAUAUAUUUGGCCGCAUGAGUUUCCAAAUGCCUGGUGGUAUGGCAAUUACUGGAGCAAUGUUGCAAUGGUACAGAACUAACACAGCUGUAAUAUUUUGGCAAUGGGUCAACCAAUCUUUUAAUGCGCUGGUCAAUUAUACUAACAGAAAUGCCAAUUCAUCAUUAACGACAACGCAGUUAGUAGUAUCAUAUGUUUCAGCUACUAGUUCAGCUCUUCUAGCAGCUGUCGGCUAUAAAGGAUACCUAACAAAAAAAGCUAGCCCGUUUUUCCAACGCUACGUGCCAUUCGUGGCUGUCGCAGUUGCUAACUGCAUCAAUAUACCACUAAUGCGACAAAAUGAGCUAAUAUACGGAAUUGAUAUUCAAGACGAAAACGGGAAUACAGUAGGAAAGAGUCGAGUUGCCGCCGCAAAAGGUAUAUCGCAGGUUGUGUUUUCACGUAUCGCUAUGUGUGCUCCAGGCAUGUUAAUUCUGCCUAUUAUAAUGGAAUCUCUAGAAAAAAAUAGGCUUUUCCGCAGUGUUUCUUUCCUGCAUGCUCCUUUUCAGGUGAUGGUAGUUGGUUGCUUUUUGACUACUAUGGUUCCAACUGCUUGUGCAUUAUUUCCACAAACUGCAUCACUGAGCUCUGGGGUCAUUAAAUUGAUCGAACCGGAGUUUUAUGAAGAUAUGCGGAAAAAUGGAAGAAUUCCUAGUAAGGUAUACUUCAAUAAGGGCCUAUAAUGCUUUUCGAAGUACUACUUAAUAGUAUAUCGAGGUACCCAUUACUAGCCUUCUCUGUCCCAUGGUAGCGCAGGAGCUAUAUGAUUACAAAAACCGAACCGACGGUACUAAAACCAGCAGAUCACUUUUUUAGACAUUAGAGAAUGGAUAUUUCUAUUUCGGAACAUAGUAGAAGUUGUUCUAAAGGUUAUAUGGUUCUGCUUACCAAAUUGAUUAAUAAUAACCUAUUACAGAUGACAGCUAACUAGCUAUACACCUUUGGAACAGAGAGGGUUAAUUGCAGAGAUUAAGUAAACUGUAUAAUUUAUUUAAACCAAAGCAAUAAAACAUCGAAGCCACGUUUCGAAAUAUGU